Messenger RNA from Populus euphratica (Euphrates poplar), 1675 nucleotides. Its product is annotated as 1-aminocyclopropane-1-carboxylate synthase-like. The record is from RefSeq and is a predicted model, not a curated record. Lineage: Eukaryota; Viridiplantae; Streptophyta; Magnoliopsida; Malpighiales; Salicaceae. The transcript has 4 exons. Gene Ontology annotation, molecular function: transaminase activity; pyridoxal phosphate binding. Bases 164 to 1606 code for a protein of 480 amino acids. Gene Ontology annotation, biological process: amino acid metabolic process; biosynthetic process.
UUGUCUCUCUUUGUUUACCUCACCUCAACAUACGUGUAUUAACGCCAGCAAUUACGACUGCAUCAAAAGUUAAAAUUCUCUAUAAAAAUUUGCUCUCUCAAAAACAUAUUCUCUUCUUGAAAUUCUUGGUUGCAAACUCGUGGUGAAUUAAUUUGAAGAAAAAAUGGUUUUCAAGUUGAAUAACCUUUUGUUGUCUAGAAUAGCAAGCGGCAACGGACAUGGUGAAGACUCCCCAUAUUUUGAAGGCUGGAAAGCCUAUGACAGUAAUCCCCAUCAUCUCACGGAGAAUCCAAAUGGGGUUAUCCAGAUGGGUCUUGCAGAGAAUCAGCUUUGCUUUGAUUUGAUUCAAGACUGGCUCAAAAACAACCCAAAAGCCUCCAUUUGCACUCCUGAAGGAGUUAAUGAGUUCAGAGAGGUAGCUCUCUUUCAGGACUAUCAUGGCCUGCCAGAAUUUAGAAAUGCUGUAGCAAAGUUCAUGGAAAAAGUGAGAGGAAAUAAAGUUACAUUUGAUCCUGACCGCAUUGUUAUGAAUGGAGGAGCUACCGGAGCUCAUGAAACAAUUGCCUUUUGCUUGGCAGAUCCCGGCGAGGCAUUUUUGGUACCUACUCCGUAUUAUCCAGGAUUCGAUCGAGAUUUGAGAUGGAGAACAGGAGUAAAACUCAUUCCAGUUGAUUCUGAAAGUUCUAACAACUUCAAGGUAACAAGAGAAGCCUUGGAAAAUGCCUACGAGAUGGCAAAAUUAGACAACAUCAAAGUAAAGGGCUUGCUCAUAACCAAUCCAUCAAAUCCGUUGGGCACCAUGCUAGAUAGGGAAACUCUAAGAAGCAUUGUGAGCUUCAUCAAUGAAAAGAACAUCCAUUUAGUCUGUGAUGAGAUUUAUGCAGCCACGGUUUUCAGCCAGCCUGAUUUCAUUAGCAUAGCAGAGAUACUACAGGAAGAUAUCGAAUGCAAUCUUGAUCUUGUACACAUAGUUUACAGUCUGUCUAAGGACAUGGGGUUCCCUGGCCUUCGGGUUGGGAUUAUCUAUUCUUACAAUGAUGCGGUAGUGAGUUGCGCCCGAAAAAUGUCAAGCUUCGGAUUGGUAUCCUCGCAAACUCAGCACAUGAUAGCAUCAAUGCUAUCAGAUGAUGAAUUUGUGGGAAAGUUCAUUAGGAAAAGCAAAAGGAGAUUAGCCGCAAGGCAUAGAGUCUUCACUUAUGGACUUGCUCAAGUAAGCAUUAAGUGCUUGACGACAAGUAAUGCUGGCCUGUUUUUGUGGAUGGAUUUGAGUGGACUCCUCGAAGAGAAGACAUUUGAAGCUGAAAUGGCACUAUGGCGAGUUAUAAUCCAUGAAGUCAAGCUCAAUGUCUCGCCAGGUUGUUCUUUUCAUUGCCCGGAGCCAGGGUGGUUUCGGGUUUGUUUUGCCAACAUGGAUGACCAGACCAUGCAAGUUGCUUUGUCAAGAAUUAGAACUUUUGUCAACAAGGAUGUCGACACCAAGAAGCCUAAAAAGACCCUACGCUGGCAAGGCAGCCUUAAACUCAACUCUCCUCGAAUAUACGAUGAUUUCAUCAAUUCUCCGCACUCUCCCAUACCUCAAUCGCCCCUUGUCCGAGCAAGGACUUAGAUGGGAAUCUCAAUUUCAUCCCUCCAUUCCUAUAUGCGUGUUGCUUAGGGAAGAUACUUUGGUUAAUUC